Messenger RNA from Athalia rosae (coleseed sawfly), 4830 nucleotides. It is a transcript of the gene Lrch, whose product is annotated as leucine-rich repeat and calponin homology domain-containing protein. NCBI's taxonomy places the organism in Eukaryota, Metazoa, Arthropoda, Insecta, Hymenoptera, Athaliidae. The coding region runs from base 278 to 2629 and encodes 783 amino acids. Gene Ontology annotation, molecular function: protein binding. The record is from RefSeq and is a predicted model, not a curated record. The transcript is spliced from 13 exons.
GUGGUUUGGCGAGGAUCUUUUUUGAGGUAGUGACGGUCGUGUGGACGGUUCGCGUUGGUUUGUACGAGCGCUCGCGAGCUUUACUACGCUGAUGCAUCAGUUGUUUGUGCUAAUCGCUACUUUGUAGUCCUAGUUGAGUGACUCUUCGUGUAAACUCGAGUAAUGACUCGACAGCGAUCGGUUCCUGUGGUGGUUCCAGUCGGUCCACGUCCGUCCUACGGUGGUGUUGAGGGUGCGGUGCGUUUUUAGCCUGUACCUUGAAAGCCAACGAUGUAACAUGGCGAUGGUCGCGUCGAAUAUGAGUGGUCAUAUACAAAAACAGUUGACCCGCUCCUUGGAGCGGAUUUUGGAAGAGGCCCACCUGAGUGGCGAGCUCAAACUCAGCGGGCGCAAGCUCAAGGAGUUCCCGAAAACCGGUGUCAAGUACAACUUGUGCGACACCGUUACCGCAGAUUUGUCGAAGAAUCGGUUUGCAGAACUACCGGAAGAGGUGACAGAGUACCCUUUUCUCGAGAAGCUGCAACUUUAUCACAAUGCUAUACGAGUGAUUCCCGAUACCGUUGUGAUGCUCCAGUCCCUCGCUUACCUGGACUUAAGUCGUAACCAACUGACUACCCUUCCUCGCGAAGUAUGCAGACUUCCGUUGCAAACUUUGCUAGUAGCGCACAACAGACUGGUCUCACUUCCGGAAGAAUUGGGCAGGAUGUCAGCCCUCGCCGAACUCGAUGCCGGCUGCAAUGAAAUAUCAACCCUUCCCCCAAGGAUCGGCGAUUUGCCCAGACUAAGGAGCCUCGAUCUCAGGAGCAAUCUUUUGGUACAACUACCCAUUGAGUUGACUUACCUUCGACUGGUGAAACUUGAUAUCAGUGGUAACAGGAUAUCUGUGCUGCCCAACGAACUUAGAAAAAUGAAGAGCUUGAUCGACCUCAACCUCACCGAGAAUCCUUUAACCUCACCUCCUGCAUCGUUAUGCGCACGAGGGCGCAUCCACAUUUUCAAGUAUCUGGAAAGACAGGCCGCAAAGCACGAGAGAGCCAGAGGUGGUAGGGCCCGGCGCGGACCACUGGAGGCUCGAGGACAUGCCACUCUCGACACAAGGCCUCAUAGACGCCACAAUGUCGACAGUGGAUACAGCACCAGCGAUGGAGUCGAUAAGAGAUGGUCACAAGAAAUAAAUUCUGGGGUACACGAGGGUGAUAUUCGUGGCACUUGGCGCCAGGAGUGUUCGCCGCUUUCUAUUGCCUUACCUGCCCGAGACGCAGGCAUAAAUGGUUCGUGCAGUGGUACCUCGACUCCCAGUACUAUUUCGCCAGGAGAACAUACCUCGCUGGAAGAUGAGCUUGGAAAGGUAGGCAAGGCCAUGAUACUCCACGACCAACUGGAGAAGAGGAGGUUGGAUACCAGCGUGCCUGAAAAUGUUGGGGAUCCCAGAAGAUUGACGUCUGCUCAUUGCCCUAUCUCGACUAACGCACCGAGUCAUUUGGAAAGUAUCCCGUUGACCCAAAUCGUACAACAACCCCUUGGCACCUCGCAAUCCAUGCAACCCAUUCAAACGACAGGCAACAAUUCGCCACAGGUCAACGGUGAUGAAAAGAGGCCCUUGAAUCACAUUCAGACGUACAGAGAAUACAAAGAGGCGCUGAGGCAGCAGAGGGUAAACGAGGGUCCGAGCGUGUACAGGCUCCGUGAGCAGGUCAUGCCUCCCGGCAAUGAAUCUAACAACGAAUCGCAGAGCAACGAAUCAGACGCUGCCAUCCACACCAAAGAUAACUCCCAAACUAAUAAGCAAAUAUUCACCGAGGAAAACUCCCUUAAAAGGCCCGUACAAAAAGUAACACCUUCUCGGAUAAAUUAUCAAAAUAGCGGGAUCUUCAACGGGAGCAGUAACAACGAGUAUAAUAAUAAGAAUGGGAAACCAAUGGAACAAGCUUACAGGAAGCCGAACUCACCUGUGAAAUCUUCAAGCGGUAUUUCGUCAAUGAAUUCCAGUCCCAGUCACACGCCCAGGCUGGUCAAAACUGCUAUGGGAUACGUCGAUGGUAACAAGAGUCCGAACAGAAACAAUGGGAGUCCGAAAGCGGCACGUUCGGUCACUUGGAACAGCAACAUGCCUGAAAAAUAUUCAUUCACUAUGAGGAGAGAGUUUGAACGAGCCAAAGAAGAAGCUGACCUCAUCGAACAGCUGCGAAAUCACAUAGAGACCAGGCUGAAGAUGGCCCUUCCCGAAGAACUGGCACCAGCGUUAACGGACGGAGUUGUUCUCUGCCACUUGGCAAACCACGUCAGACCUCGCUCUGUCGCUAGUAUUCACGUUCCUUCCCCUGCAGUGCCAAAGCUGACCAUGGCGAGGUGCAGGCGGAAUGUGGACAAUUUCCUCGAGGCCUGUCGGAAAAUCGGAGUUGAUGAGGAGGUGUUGUUGGACGGGGAAGCAAUCAUGGACGUGGGUUACAUGGACGCCUAUGGGCUGGAGGCUCUCGGGCGUCUUGUAUCGUCGCUCGUUGAAUUUGAGGGCUCCAAGGAACCUGCAGGUUCAUCUCGUACGAUUCAGGACCACGUCCUCUCCGCGAUGCUUUUUGCCACCUUUAUUACCACCCUGAUGCUAUUAUACGUAUUCCCUUUACCAGAAUAGGAACUUUCAUUUCUAAAAAAUUUCAAUCGAGACGUAAUUUUAUUUCGCCGCAAACAAACUCUAUAAUAGUUUGCUAUGAUAUCUGCCGUGUAGUUUGUAGAAUAUCGAGCUGCUUCAAUGUAAUCUCAUUAUGUACACAAGUGAACAAAGGUGCUUAUAAUUAAUAUUCACAUGUCUUGGCAUUGGGAUAAAACAUAAAAAAAAAAACAAAUUAUCUUUAUUCGAUGGAGCGGUAAUUCCCAUGGCGAACUAUCUCGUCAGUAAUUAAUCUAGCUUUGUAAUGAUAAUAUGUAAUCACAUGCCUUCAAAUAUUGGUAACUAGUAUACCCGGUAUAAUCGACCAAUACUCUAAGGCUCCUUUGAAAUAAUAGCGUACAACAGAUCAGGGUCACCGCGUACCUGUUUCUGUUUAUUUAUUUUCUCAAAUACGCGUUCAGAAAAAUCAUAAAUGUGAGGACUAUGCCCAUGCAUAGGAGCAUUCGUUACAUAUUGUAGGUAUUUAGCAUUAAUCAAUUUAUUGUGGAGGUCCGAUCGCGGGAUAAAAGUUGGUACGUGGAAUCAGUUACUUCCGUAGAAUAAAUUGCAUCGUAUUGCAAUCCUAUUGGAUGAUAGUUUUGGAUUUACAUACAUUUUUAUAAAUGCAUCUUGCAAGUAAAAUUAGAAAUUUUUCAUGGAACUCGUAAUUUUGUACACGCAUCUUUAGGUGCAUAUAUAUUCUAAGCCAAAAAGUAUUUGUACAAAUUAGUGAACCACAUUUGGUAGUUUUUAAUAUACCGCAACUAAUUCAGGGAGGGAAUGCUGAGGCUAGUUAUAUUUUCAUAGUAAUCUAUCACCUUGGAAAUGAUGAAACGUUUGGUGCAAUGAUGUCAACUCGUAUUAUAAAUCUAUGGAAAACGAACGCGAUGUUGUCAUUGAACAUUAGAGUUUCUAGUCUCAAAGGAAUGUUCCAUCUAGUCACAAUGUCCAGUUUACACAACUGCUUUUAUUACGUUGCUGGAAAUCAUUGGACAUUCUAUAAUAUUACCUAUUUAAGAAUUUUAUUUUUUACGUCUAAAAAAGCAAUUUUAUGCUGGCCUCCUAUUUUUAUAAAGUGAUACUUGGCUUCGUCGAACUCAGAUCAACGUACAAGUUGUCAAAUAGAGUGCGAGUCGGGUGACUUAUUUAUUAUUUUUUUGUAAAUGGCUCUAAAAUUGUAUCCGCUGUUUGAUCGAGAGCAACUUGUACGUCGACAGAGUUCGCGGGUGUGCUUGAACUGUAAAUAUUUAUUCAUGCCUAAAUAUGCGCAUGCAUGGUCAAUAUGUCAUGCAUUAUUCCAAUUGUGGUAACAGUAUUAUUAAAAUUCGGUCCUCAUUGAUGCACCGGAAGACUGGAUUUGAAAGGUAGCGUUAGCUUGUGGUUUCAACGACCGUUCUUAUCAAAGGAAAAUAUCAUUUAUUGUGAACGACUCGAUUGUUCGAGGUGAAAUCAUAUUCAUUGCUUCGUUUUCUACAUCUGUCACGUCUAUACGAUUAUUUAUACUAUGUAUGAUUGGUGCUUGGAUUUUGUUAGAAGCUAGAAUAAGCGUUAUUGCCUUCGACCGUUGCAUUUAUUGCUAAUUUAUUUAAAAUUCUUUAUCUAUUGGAAGGAUUUGUCAAGGGAUGGUAGAUGUAUAGAUACACCGUGUACCUUUUUAUUCACCUACCUAUACAUAUACAGCUGUACUCGACGAGUAUAUGAUUCGGUUGACCCAACACAGAUGCUCAAAUUAUCUGUCUGCAUAAACUGUAUUCACUGUAACGCUGCAGCUUGAGACUGAAAUUCACUACUUCCUCUACCGUGCAUAUCGAUAAUAUCUUAUCAUUGGAACUGAUCAAAAUUCAAUUUGGCACUAACCAACCGUCCAGCUGCAGGAUCUGCUUUGAACCGUGAUUUAUUCCGUGAAUAUACACCUAUUAACGUGCGCGAUCACCGACCCGACAUAAUUUCUUCUGAUGUCCCACGCGGACUGUGAUCACACGUAUAAUAAGAAUGGUGUUAUCCACUGCUUCUGCGAGAUUUGUUCGAUCCGAAGUCGAUCGACGUACAGAGUACCGAGCUCUGUUUUAUACAUGGGUACUUUAUCACAUCACUGUACUGAUACAUAUCUCAUAUUGUGUGAAUGCGAUACGAUUACACCCUUGUAAUAAUAUUAUUUGCUAAUAAAAUAUUCAUUUUGUACCGAC